Messenger RNA from Hypoxylon fragiforme, 2787 nucleotides. RefSeq lists its product as uncharacterized. The record is from RefSeq and is a predicted model, not a curated record. The coding region runs from base 1 to 2787 and encodes 928 amino acids. The transcript is spliced from 5 exons. NCBI's taxonomy places the organism in Eukaryota, Fungi, Ascomycota, Sordariomycetes, Xylariales, Hypoxylaceae.
AUGAACUUCAACAUCUUCUUCGCGCUGACAGCGUUGCUCUGUUUAGUCUCCGGCGACGAUGCUCUGGACACGAGGGCAGCAGCACGCUGCGGGAUCAAAGGCAAUCGCAUCCUUCGACCUUAUUUCACCACACAGCAAGCAAGCUUCGCAGUUCCUGCCCAAUGUGGUGCCUUGUGCGCAUCACAGGGUCAGUGUAGGAGCUAUGCAGUAGAGAAUGGCUACUGUCGUCUCUACCCCUUGCCCGUUAACACCAUCAUGACACGCCCCGGGCCCGGUAACAACACCUUCUACGACAGGGCAUGCGCAACUAGCACCAACAUGUGUCAAGUCAACGGCUUCCGGUCCCCUUUCACCCCACCAUUCUCAACUUCUAGCAAACUUGCCGACAACAGCUUCAAGGCAUGCUUUGCGCUAUGCAAGAAGACGUCAGGUUGCCAAAGCUACUCAAUUGAAAUUGCAACAGGAGGCAAGUGUCGUCUGUACAAGAAGCCCCUGGUUAAGGACUUCGCCCCAGACUCAAGGAAUCUGAACAUCUAUUGGGAUGUUAACUGUCCGCGGACUGUUGCGGAUGCUGGUCCUUCUUUGGGGAAAUACACGCCGACUGUUACCGUUCCCACGCUCAGCACCGAAGCAGCAGUAACAUUCACAUCGAAUCCGGACCCGACCUUGCUGACAACGGACAGCCCACCAUAUGUUCCAACUGGAUCGCAGGUGCCUCCAGAUGAUGAUGACGAAUACAUAUCGACGUAUACAUUCGAUGAGUUCCCCCUACCCACUGUUGAUGCAAUGGGGUCAGCGCCUAUCACGACUGGUAUCACCCAACCAACAGCCAUACCGACUGCACCAUGCAUGGUACAGCCGGGCGCGCAGGCACCGUUCAGCGUUCUCAAUGAAAAUUAUAUCCCAAUGGUCAGCAGAGCGUCUGAUUCGAUUGGCCCUUUGCUACAGCCUACCCAGGCACCCGCUGCCAACGACCCUAUUCUUAACCCAGAGACUUUAGCUUUACCUGUCUUCUAUCUCCAACAACCAUCUGGCGUUUCAGGUGUGUAUGAUUUGGUAUAUGCUGGGUCAACACCCCAGUUCGUUGCCAUGACCAAUACCGGAAAGAUCGUUCUCGUGAAAGCGUCAACAGGAACCAGCUACAAGAACAAUCGCGUUACGUCCAUAUUCAAUGUCGACUGUUAUGGUCGUAUCAGCAUCUCUCAAGGUGGCUCGAAUUAUACCUGGAGUACCAAUGGCGCAUCAAGCAGUUUAACCAGAGCAUCGAUGCCCGCCAACAACAUGAAGGCCCUCCCCAAGACCAUUCCUGAGGUACAAAGCGCCCUUAAGCACCGCAGGCGCAAUCAGGAGCUCGCGGAGAGGCUGGUAAAGCGAUCAUAUUCCGACGGUCCUGCCCCGAAGUGUCCCGCUUCACCUCCCAGCUUAAUAGCCAAGACGAAGCAAGGGUACCAGUUGGGUGAAGGUAAUUUCUGUGAAAGCCUCAGCGAGUACUGGUCGAUCAGCCCGUUCGACUUUGACGGAUCCUGUGCAGUUCAAAGUCUCUGCUACGACCAGUGCGAGGACUUUGGGUGGCAAAGUUGCAAUGGCAUUUUUGGUACCAUGAUGAUUCUGUCAUGCCUAGAUGCCUUUGAAAGCUGGUGGGAGGUAAUUCCUGCUGUGGCAUGUGCUGCGCAGGCAAGCUAUUUCACCGGUGUUGCCGCGACCAAGAAGGGUCGCGAUCUAUUCUAUAAGGCCCAGGGUGCCAUGUGCCGUUGUUUCUGUUCCAGCCCUCCCGACACCUGUGUCUUCAGCAACGGUAACUUCUACUGUGCUGAUAUCCACGGCGCUGAUGAUUCCAACUGUGGCAACUGUGGAAGGCAGUGCGGCCCGAAUUCAAAAUGCCGCAAAGGAAACUGCGGAUGUCCCCAGGACCAAUGUGGUACCACGUGUCUCGAUCUGCGGAACAACCCCAAGAAUUGUGGCCAAUGCGGCAAUGUGUGCAAUCCAUCCUACUGCCUUGAUGGCCGAUGCUAUGCCCCUCAGCCGGGUCAGUGCACACCAGAGCAAAGCGUCACCAACAAUGACUUCUCCAACUGGUAUCCUAGCUUCGUCAACUGGACGAUGGCUGCCUACCCCAGUUGUACCUUGGGAGACAACAUCAAGUUUUCUGCCACCAACUACCUUGCCAAUGGGAAAAGCGACCCGGCAGUUUUGGUGGAGAUGACAAGCCUGCCAAGCCAGGGCUGUGAGGCGGCCAUGGUGCAAGCAGAGGUCAAGAUGUGCCCAGGGAUCAAGUAUGAACUCACAUUCGCUAUGGGCUAUGUCAACAAAGUUGGAGACAGCCAAGUGGUUAGCAAUGCCGAUUGCACGGUACGGUGGUUGACUGGAACACCUGCUACUUGGAAUAGCAACGAGAACUACCAAUCCUCGGACAGCUAUCCAAUCGGACUCAACAAUGCCAAUUAUAAGACAUUCGGACCGUGGAAAAUUCAUGCAACGGAGGGCGAUGCAGGAGUUACUAAGAUUAAGAAGAGUCUUUAUGUUAACUUGACAGCUGUGAUUCACUGUGGGAAUGCCAACGGUGGAGCUGGUAGAUUUGUGAUUAGGGAUGUCGAGUUGAACCCGGUGGGCCAACUAAAAGCCAGAGCUCUAACGAUUGGUGCGGAGAAGGCAGGCCUGAUCUUGCAGCGAGAUGACUCUGCUACAAACGUCACAGAAGAGUUGGCGCCAUACUAUCCGGAGCAGAAGAAGGGUGUUGUGCUUGUGACGACCUUCACGGCGAAUGUCACUAAAAGAGAGGAGUCUUAA